Molecule: messenger RNA, 977 nt
Organism: Zea mays
Lineage: Eukaryota; Viridiplantae; Streptophyta; Magnoliopsida; Poales; Poaceae
Product: 50S ribosomal protein L12, chloroplastic
Exons: 1
Coding region: 154-705 (183 amino acids)
Biological process (GO): translation
Cellular component (GO): ribosome
Molecular function (GO): structural constituent of ribosome; mRNA binding
Source: RefSeq, a predicted model, not a curated record
UUUGCCACUCGCACCGUUCGUAUAUCACUCUCCCCAUCUUAUCGCAACGGCACCCAUCGCACGCACUCCUCAUCUUAUCCCCCGCCUCCUCCGGUCCUCCCGCCGCUGUUGCUCACUUCUGAGUCCCGACGCACGAGCUCCCAAGAGCUAGCCAUGGCGUCCACCACCCUCUCCUCCGCCUUCACCCUCCUCUCCCGCCCCUCCACCUCCCCGUGCCCCGCCGCCUCGCUCCCGAGGUCCUCCCACGCCGCGCCCCACAUCCGCCGGGGCCGCCGCGCCGUCGCCGUCGCGUGCACCGCCACCGAGUCCCCCAAGAUCCUGGAGCUCGGGGACGCCAUCGCCGGGCUCACGCUCGAGGAGGCCCGCAGCCUCGUCGACCACCUCCAGGAGCGGCUCGGCGUCACCGCCGCGGCCUUCGCGCCGGCCGCCGUCGUCGCGGCGCCCGGGGCGGGCGGCGGGGCCGCGGCCGAGGAGGAGGCCCCCGUCGAGAAGACGGAGUUCGACGUGAUGAUCGAAGAGGUGCCCAGCAGCGCGCGUAUCGCCACUAUCAAGGUGGUGCGCGCGCUCACCAGCCUCGCGCUCAAGGAGGCCAAGGACCUUAUCGAGGGUCUCCCCAAGAAGGUCAAAGAGGCCGUCAGCAAGGACGAGGCCGAGGACGCCAAGAAGCAGCUCGAGGAGGUCGGCGCCAAGGUGUCUAUCGCGUGACACUAGGUAUACGAGUACUCCUUUUUUUUCUUUAGUUUCUUUUGUUUGCAUCCCCAAUCUCUUGUAUCCCCACUGUUGUUCGUAAGGAAUUGCUGUUUCAUGAUAUGAGAUUUGUGUAUGUGUCGAUUCACUAGCUUGUAUGUGCGUGAUAUAUCUCUGCCUUGAAUUGGCAGUGAAUGUGAUCUGCUCGAAACUGGUAAUGUGUAUUUGCCUUCUUGGCACUAUCAUUAAUUCAUGAUGGUGGACAAAUGGACAUUUUGCUUUCCUUGUAA